Rotaria socialis is the source of this 3048-nucleotide messenger RNA. The record is from the annotation of a GenBank genome assembly. NCBI's taxonomy places the organism in Eukaryota, Metazoa, Rotifera, Eurotatoria, Philodinida, Philodinidae.
AUGUCAUCCAAUAAUGAAUCGUUUCCAAAUGUUAACGACAAUCAUCUUGAAAUAUUCAGCCUUCUCUGGCUUGACACCAAUAAUAACAUGAAGGAUAGGCAGGAUACCGAAGUAAAACUGCGUAGUAUCAUCAAUCAUUUUAAGAAAUUUCAAGAUGCAAAAGAAUGUCAACAAUACAUUGAACAAAGAUCAAAACAAGAUCGACUAGUGCUUGUUGUUAGCAAUAAAUUGAGUCAAGAAAUGGUGUCUUCUAUUCAUAAACUUCGGCAAGUCUUAUCGAUUUAUGUAUACUGUGAAGAAGGCAAAACCGAUGAACAAUGGUGCAGUAAGUUUUCAAAGGUGAAGGCCGUGGCUGUUGACAUCAAUGAACUUGUUUCUCGAAUGAAAGUGGACGUUAAGAUUUGCAUGAAAGAGGAAGAACCGUUAUCGAUGAAUAUGUUAUCUACAGGUCAAUCAGCAAGAGUAAUCGAUGGUCAGUUCGUUUUUUCUCAGGUACUUAUCGAUUGUCUGCUUCGAUUGAAAUCCAACGAUCUUGACCGAGAAGAACUGAUCUCUUCCUUGAAAACCGAAUACAAAGGGAACAGCUCCGAACUCAGUAAAAUAGAAGAGUUUGAAAAGGAUUAUACAUCAAAUAAAGCUUUGUGGUGGUACACUUAUGACUCAUUCUUCUACAGAAUCUUGAACGCAGCACUGCGUAAACAGGAUAUUCGCAUGAUCCUUCUGUGUCGUUCAUUUAUUUCGGAUAUCCAUCGUCAAUUGCAGUAUCUUCAAUCUAAGAAGCCGAUGCGAGUUUAUCGAAGUCAAUUGAUGUCGAUCGACGAGUUAAGAUAUCUUGAGAAAUAUAUUGGCCAGUUUAUUUCUAUGAACUCAUUUCUUUCCACUAGUAACGAGCGUCCAGUAGCUCUCUUCUAUAUGGGUGACCAAUCCCAGAAAAUUGCUUUAGAGCGAGUAUUAUUUGAAAUCGAAGCCGAUCCUGAAAUAGUUUCUUCAAAACCAUUCGCUGACAUUAACAUGUAUAGUUGUUUUACAAAUGAAUCAGAGGUACUUUUUAUGCUCGGUUCUAUUUUUCGUCUCAACAACAUCACUCAUACUGAUAAUCAAGUUUGGAUAGUUCAUAUGACAUUAUGUAGUGAUGAUGAACACGAUUUGAAGUCAGUUCUUACUGAUAUGAAGCAUCAAAAUGGAAUUGGAGAAACAAGUUUUCAUACAUUGGGUAAAUUGUUAUGGACCAUGGGCAAACCAGAUCUAGCUGAAAAAUAUUAUAAUCGCUUGGUGGACGAAAUUUCACCAGAAGAUCCGUUACUAAAUGUUUUGUAUGCGGAGCUCAGCAAGAUUGCUUCUCAACAAGGUCACUACAAUAAGAGCGUUCAAUUGCAUCAGAAAUCACUCGAGAGCAGAAAUCAAUCUCCACAAACAAACAUCACAAACAAAGUGUUCCAAGUGGAAUCAUUGGCUGAUCUAGAUACGGGAAUUGUUCAAAAGCUUAUUUAUCAGACCGCAACAACAUUAAAACGAACCGUUGAACAAGUGAAGGCGAAUGUAAACCAAUGCAAGAGACUUGAAGAAAGAAUCGAUACAAUUACUUCUGUCUUGCAACAUAUAAAUUACACAGGUUUCCAAAAGUCGGAAUUGAAAAAAUCUCUCAUGAACUUCUGUAUCUGCAUUGAGCAAUGUCUUGCAUUUGUCACAAAAUUUCAGGGCGAAAUGUGGUGGUUCCUUAAAGUGUUUAACAGUCAAAAUUCCAAGUCUCAAUUUGAGAAUUUGAAUGCUCAAAUUUUGCAGUGCGCUACCGAUCUUAAUUUGGAAAUUAAUUUACAACAGAUUUUUGAUCACAAACAGGAUGAACUUGAUCAACGAAAUGAUAUGAAAGCUAUUGAGUAUAAAAUCGAUGAGAUUGCAUCAAAGAUGGAACAACACCAACAGCAAGAGCUUCAUCAUUUUCAAAGCAUUAAGAAUAACACUAAACAACGAUACAAAUCAUAUAAACAUCACCUUGAACAAAAUAUUAUUGAAGCAAAUGAUCCUGGUAUAGCCACGACAGCAGUCGAUAAGAAGCAUUUUGUUCUGUGUAUCCCCUACUAUGAUUUGCUACAAGAAGAAUAUAUUGGACAGGGUGGAUUUGCUGAUGUUUAUCGUGGACGAUGGCUUUCUCAAGAUAAGGAAGUAGCUAUAAAAGUUAUUCGGAUUCAAUAUCUGAGCGAAAACGUUAAAGAGGAUUGUAUGAAAGAAAUUUCGACGAUGAAUCAAAUUCACCACGAACAUAUUCUCAGCAUGUACGGCGCCUGCAUAGAACCAGAAAAGUAUGCACUUGUUGUCGAAUACAUGAACCUUGGCUCAUUGCACAAUGUUUUGAAACGAGAGACAACGCAGCUCAAAUGGCUUGAUCGAUGGUCAAUUGCUCUUCAAAUGACAAAAGGCAUUAAUUAUUUACAUACACUUCCAAAACCAAUUAUCCAUCGUGACAUAAAGUCACACAAUGUUCUCUUGGCCAACAAUGCUCGUGGCUUUCUCGUCAAAAUCGGCGAUUUUGGUCUGGCUAAAAUUCGACAUGAAACUUCAAAACAGUCUACCCAUGAACCUGUUGUCGGCACGUUACCAUGGAAAGCACCCGAGCUUCUCAAAAUGGGAAGACAUACCGAAGCUAGUGAUGUUUAUGCGCUUGGAAUUGUGCUUUGGGAGGUAGCUACCAGAUGUGAACCAUACGAAGAUGCCGAUGAAUCAACAAUUAGGACAUUUGUUAAAGAUGGAGACCGAUUGGAUAUUCCGGCAAAUGUACCCGAGUACUUUGCGGAGCUUAUUACACAGAGUUGGGCGCAGGACCCUAAAGAAAGGCCAACAUGUCAAAAGCUCCUCUAUGUGUUCGAGCAACAAUGUUCUGAGCUCAUUACAAUUGACGAAGUUACGGUAAAUGAAAAUGACUUAGACCAAUCAACAGCAUCAAUCAAUGAAGAGUUAGAGUUCAGUCAACAGAAUAGCGUUGAAGAUGAAACAUCAAUGAUCAACUUAAUACAACCUUCUACAGGUCAGAAUUUUUAUGGCUUUUCAUAG